AAGAAUAUUAACAAAUUGUCCAGUCUUGACGUCGGCUCCUUCUCUCGUUUCUUGAGGUUGAGACCUCGUAGAGUUUUCGGCCAUCACCUGGUUGCUCGAUAACGUUUAUAACUCCACUCGUUAUCGCAUCACUUACCAAGAUGACGGCGUUGGUGUAACUUCUGCUCGUCUAUGGUGGCGACUUAAGAACGUCGCUCACCAAGACCUAUUUUCAUGAUCGACCGCUGCGCCGGCCUUAGAAUCAAUCUCAUUAAGGGGUUAACAGGUUUCCGGUCAGUAGACGUCCGAACCAGUUACAUCGUAGCCGUUCGAGCCAGCAGUGUCGAUUCUUCCCACUCGCGAUGGUGAUGUAAACGAUCGACUAAGACCUCGGGACGGAAACUCUGCAAAAUGGGAGAUAUCAUUGAAGUAACUCGAAACGGGAGCAACAUGGCGUACCAAGGUCUAUCGAAGCACGUCAACUUCGAGGUGGUUCCCGACCCCGAGGAUCGCUUCACCCUGGAGGAACUCAUCGGCGAGGGGACUUACGGGGAAGUCUUCUCGGCGCGAGAUAAGCAAACCGGUGAUCGGGUUGCGAUUAAAAUUCUGGAAAACCUGGCGGACAAUAUCGAGGAGAUCGAAGAGGAGUUUCUCGUGCUUCGGGAUCUGAGUCUUCACCCGAACAUACCUCUUUUUCACGGGCUGUUCUUGAAAAGAAUGCAGUCUUCUCACGAGGAGGACCAGUUAUGGUUCGUGAUGGAGCUUUGCACGGGAGGAUCCGUGACCGACCUCGUGCAGGGCUUGAAGAAGCGAGGCAGUCGUCUGACGACCGAUAAAAUUGCGUACAUUAUUCGAGAGACGGUGGAAGCACUGAUUCAUCUGCACGGUAACCAUUGCAUGCAUCGCGACGUAAAGGGACACAAUAUAUUACUAACCGAGGAAGCCCACGUCAAGUUGGUCGACUUUGGCGUCUCUUCGCAUCUCGCGGCCACCCUGGCCAGAAGAAACACGUCCGUUGGGACGCCGUAUUGGAUGGCUCCCGAGGUGAUAGCCUGCGAACAGCAGCUGGAUUCGUCGUACGACUGCCGAUGCGACGUCUGGUCGAUCGGAAUAACGGCGAUCGAAUUGGCCGAAGGCGAUCCUCCGCUCUCCGAGUUACACCCCAUGAGAGCGCUCUUCCAAAUUCCAAGGAACCCUCCACCGGCGCUCAAGAAUCCGGACCUUUUCUCCCCGGAACUGACGGACUUCGUAGCCGAAUGUCUCGUGAAAGAUUUGGAACACCGGCCCUUCGCCAGCGAGCUCCGGGAGCAUCCGCUGUUGGCGAACGUGGAGUCGGCCGUGGAAGAAAUCAGAGCCGAGCUGCGCGAAGAGAUUCGCCGGCAAAGAAGCGAAGGCAGAGUCCACAGGCAGCCGGAAGUAACGACCAAGCAUGGCAAGCUCAAGACGGACCGAAAGGCUCGGCCUGAAAAAAUGUACAGGGAUGACCUGGCGGCGUUGGACAUGCUCUCGGAAGAAACUAUCGUCGAACAGCUACAACACCGAUACGAGCAUUCGCAGAUAUACACCUACAUCGGCGACAUCCUCGUGGGCGUCAAUCCGUUCAGCAAUUUGGGACUUUAUACCGGCCUCGAACAAAGAAGAUACAAAGGCCAAGCCAGGUCGGACAAUCCGCCGCACAUCUUCGCCGUGGCCGAUGCGGCUUAUCAGGCUCUUCUUCAUCAACGUCAAAACCAGGCGAUCGUUAUAAGCGGCGAAUCGGGAGCCGGAAAGACGGAGAGCGCCAAUUUGUUGCUGAAACAAUUGGUGUACCUCGGCAAGGCACCCAACCGGAAUUUAGAAGAAAGAAUAUUGCAGAUCAAUCCGAUCAUGGAGGCGUUCGGUAAUGCCGCUACGGGGAUCAAUGCAAAUUCCUCGAGAUUCGGGAAGUACCUUGACCUUACCAUGACAAAAGGUGGAAAAGUUACCGGAGCAAGAGUAGCGGUGUAUCUGUUGGAACAGUCCAGGGUGGUAGCUCAAGCCGAGGGAGAGGGAAAUUUUCACGUUUUCUCCUACGUGUACGAUGGACUGGAGGCGGACGACCGCCUUAAGGAAUUCCAGUUGGACUGUCUUAGAAAUCGGCAUCGUUAUCCGUCCGAUCCCGGUCAGACGUCGCAAACUAAUAUCGAUAAGUUCCAGCAGCUGAAGAACGGAUUCAAACUUCUCGGGUUUCAAGACAGCGAAGUCGACACGGUGUACAGUGUCUUGGCUGUCAUUCUUCAUCUCGGUGACAUCGAGUUCAGUGAAGUCGUGUCGGAAGAUAAUACCGAUAAUAAGAGCGAGGUCGUCGACAUGGCUCCUUUACGGAGAGUGUCUCAACUACUUGGCGUCGAGACAAAUGAUCUUCUCGAAACAUUGACAUCGAAUUCCGUCGUGACAAGAGGAGAAACCAUCACGAGAAAUAAUACAGUGGCCGAAGCAAGCGCCGCUCGAGAUGCAAUGGCCAAAGGCCUUUACGGUCGAUUGUUCGACUGGAUGGUUAACCAGAUCAAUUGCUUAUUAAGUUUCAAUCGUUCCCCUAAUUACGAACCGUUGGCGAUCGGCUUGCUGGACAUCUUCGGAUUCGAGAACUUCCCAAAAAAUUCCUUCGAGCAGCUCUGCAUAAACGUGGCGAACGAGCAGAUACAAUACUACUUCAACCAGCAUAUAUUUACGUGGGAACAACAGGAGUACAUGGCCGAGGGAAUCCCAGUCGACGUAAUCGAAUUUUCCGACAAUAGACCCGCGUUGGACAUGCUUCUCAGCAAGCCGAUGGGACUGCUGGCGUUGCUGGACGAAGAGAGUCGCUUUCCAGGAGCUACGGACAAAUCGCUCAUCGAGAAGUUCCAUAACAAUAUAAAAUCCAAGUUUUACGUGCGACCGAAGUCGGAUGCCGUUUGUUUCGCCGUUCAUCAUUUUGCUGGACGCGUCGUGUACCAAGCGGACGGUUUCUUGGAGAAGAACCGAAACUUCUUGCCACCGGAAAUGAUCCAAUUAGUGCGCCAAUCGCAGUUCGAUAUGAUCCGUUUCCUCUUCCAAUGUCCCAUUACGAAGACCGGCAAUUUAUACUCGGCCAUCCAGGACACUGGCUCUCGAAAGACAAUUCAGUCUCAUCGAAAUACGAAGGAACGUUAUUCGAGCAGAGGUUUGGCUUCGCAGUCUAGAGUGCAACAAACGGUAGCUACGUACUUCCGUUAUUCUCUAAUGGAUCUUCUGCAGAAAAUGGUAUCGGGCUCGCCACAGUUUGUCAGGUGCAUUAAGCCAAACGAUUCGAGAAGCCCGAGAUUCUUUGACCGAGAAAAGGUUAUUAAACAAUUGAGAUACACCGGAGUUCUGGAAACAAUUAGAAUUCGACAAAACGGAUUCUCUCACCGAAUACCAUUCAAUGAAUUCUUAAGAAGAUACUGUUUCUUGGCGUUUGGGUACGACGAAAGAGUCGUGGCUAGUCGAGACAACUGCAGAUUGCUCUUGGUGCGUCUUAAGAUGGAUGGCUGGGCCCUGGGAAAGACGAAGGUCUUCCUCAAGUACUACCACGUAGAGUUCCUAUCGAAGAUGUACGAGGAACAGUUGAAAAAAAUUAUCAUGGUUCAGGCGUGCGUAAGGCGUUGGCUGGCCAAGAUCAGAUUCAAGAAGCAGAAGUGGCAACUGGCCAUAUCGGUUGUGACGUUGCAACGUCACAUUCGAGGAUGGCUCACGAGGAAACACAUGGAGACGGAGACGUUGGAAGGAAGAGCCAAGGCAGAGAUCAGCGAAGAGGAAGAUCCACUGGAUCAAAUAAAUGAAAUAAACAACGAGAUGAACUGGUAUAAGAACAGAAUCCUGCGAAGCAUGUCUCAAGGAGACGAAAGCGUUAAGAGUUUAGAAGAGAAACGCGGUAGAGAGAGCUUGAACAAGGAUGACGCAGCAGUUGUCAUUCAAAGUCACUUUCGGGGUUACACGAUUCGCAAACGGUUUGGAUACGAACUGGAGGAACGCUUCAAAACGAUCUUGAAUGACUACGAUAACAAGCAGGACGGUCUUAGAGCAUUACUGAGAGAAGGAUUGAGAAACGAGGAUGCCGCAUUUAUAGUACAAAGAUGGUAUCGCAAGGACGGGAAAAUAAAGAAGAAACCUCAAACGAAAGACUCCAUUCAUCCAAAGUUAAGGCAGGCGGAUCUCAUUCAAUUCUCACAAAAUGUUCACAUGAAGAACCAAGAAGUGCACAAGAACUUACGACGUAAUAAGGCCAGCAUCAGAUUAAACGAGAUCGAAGAUCCUCCAGAGGAUUACGUCCGUCCUCAAGGAUUCGACAUGGUGAAUGCCGUCCUACUGUAUCGAAGCGGAGGUCGACCGGAAGCCGAGGAAACUGCAAAAUUCUACAGAGACCUGAAGGAAGAAAUGAGCAGUGGUUCGGAAUUCGAAGACGACGAAGUUGGCUGGGACUCACCGUUGAUACAGCUAGAAAAUGACCUUCACCCGUCGGCGAGUCGCACGAACCAAAUUCUGGAAGUGAAUGCCGAACGGCGGGAACGUCUAGAGGCACAGGGGGAUUUUGCAGUAGCCCCGGAUCAGCAGCUCUCGGAUAUUUGGCACAAGGCUCUCAGGAACCCGGGCGAAUCGUCAAAUACCGAGGCAGCCACCAAUACCAUCAAUACAAGGACUAAUGGACUGCAUCCCCACAACUUGCGACUCUCUGCCAACCUUACAACCUCGAAACAAAGGUUUACAAACAACUUUUCAUAUAUCUACGAUCCAAACUGCAUACGACAUAAAGCGCGUCAGUGGCACCACGGAAUGAGCGAACGAUGUCGAGGUCUUAACUCUGAAACAAAUACAAAGUUCAAUAUGCUGUGCUCUUCAGGAUUUCUUUCCAAGUUGCUCGGGAAAGAGAAAACCUUUAAACAUGUAAUUGCAGCGUAUGCUUCUACGGGUUUGAGACUUUGGGAGCAAGAUAUCGAUACUGAAAUAAAAUUUAAAAUAGAAGAAUAUUGGAAAGAUAAAAUAAAUGAAGUACCUAAUCUUAAAAAACUCGAAACAAGGGAUAAAUUUUAUGUUCUUUCGAUGUUUCCAUAUCCUUCUGGUGCUCUUCAUAUGGGCCAUGUGCGGGUUUACACUAUCAGUGAUUCGGUGUCUCGUUUUUAUAGAAUGAAAGGGUACCAUGUUUUACAUCCUAUUGGAUGGGACGCAUUUGGGUUGCCUGCAGAAAAUGCAGCCUUAGAAAGAGGAAGAGAUCCUAACGAAUGGACUCAACGGAAUAUAAGUAAUAUGCGUGAACAGUUAAAAAUGCUCGGUUGUCUGUUUGACUGGGAUCGUGAAAUUCAGACCUGUAGUCCCGAAUAUUAUAAAUGGACUCAAUGGUUGUUUCUGAAAUUAUUUGAACGUGGUCUAAUUUAUCGUAAACAAGAAUUUGUUAACUGGGAUCCCAUUGAUCAAACAGUGCUGGCUGACGAGCAAGUUGACGAGAACAAUUGCUCUUGGAGAUCUGGAGCUAAAGUUGAAAAGAAAUUGUUACACCAGUGGUUUAUUAAAACCACUGCAUUUGCUGAGUCUCUAAUGGAGGGGCUGGAUGACAGAACUUUAAAGGAAUGGAGGGACAUUAUAGCCAUUCAAAAACACUGGAUAAGAGAAUGCAAUGGCACUAAUUUCGACUUCGAGUUAAUCUCUAACUUACCGGAAUACCCCAAAAAAUUAACUUUAUGGACCGAAUUUCCAGAGUUUGUUGAAGAAGCAAAAUUUGUGGCAAUUUCCGACAAGAGUAUUCUCAAUAAAAUGGAAACAUUUAACACGACAGGUGCGACGAAGCGUUUGAAUGCCAAAGUGAAGAAUCCGUUUACCGAGAAAGAGAUACCGAUUUUUGUUACCAAUGAAAUCGAAUUUCCGCCGUUUAGGGACAAUCAUUUGGGUAUACCUUGCAUAUCGGAGAAGGAUGCUGAAUUCUGCCAUUCAAUGGGAUUAAAAUUUGAGUCGAAGAAUGUGCAGUGCUUUGAGGAACGGAAACAGAAGCAAGUAGAAGUGCUGAGCAAGGCCAAGGAAUGGAACAUUGGUGGAUACCCUGUUAGCUCGAAAUUGAGAGAUUGGCUAAUUUCUCGACAAAGGUAUUGGGGAACACCGAUUCCAAUUGUUCACUGCAAUGUGUGUGGCAUACAACCAGUUCCUAAAGACCAGUUGCCAGUGUUAUUGCCAAAAAUCACUGGAUCUGAAUUCAAAGCUGGAAAACUAUCUAUGUUAGAAGCGAGCGAUUGGUUGCAAACGAAGUGUCCCAGCUGCGGGAGUCCUGCAAGAAGAGAGGCUGAUACUAUGGACACAUUCGUCGACAGUUCGUGGUACUUUAUGCGAUAUGUAGAUCCACACAACCCUUUCGAGAUCUUUGCCUUAAACAAGGCUGAAAAAUUCCUGCCAGUUGAUCUUUACAUUGGGGGAAAAGAACACGCUACGCUCCACUUGUAUUAUGCAAGAUUCAUCAACCAUUUCCUACAUUCGGAAGGUUUGCUACCGACCCGAGAACCAUUUAAGCAAUUAUUGGUCCAAGGCAUGGUGAUGGGGAAGACGUAUCGAUUGAAGAAUACCGGAAAAUAUCUUGAAGAAAAGGAGAUCAAGAUGGUAGACGAUACGUGUGUCGAGUCAUCUUCAGGGGAACCUGUGAUUGCAGCCUGGGAGAAGAUGUCGAAGUCAAAGCAUAAUGGCGUUAAUCCUAUGGAUGCCAUUUCAAGUUAUGGCAUUGAUACGACUAGACUUCUAAUUCUAGCAGAUGUAGCUCCAACGUCGAAUCGAAAUUGGCCGCCAAAUACACUUCCUGGCAUUCUCAAUUGGCAGUUUAAAUUGUGGAAAUCUGUACACCAGUUUAUUAUAACACGUACUAAACUUCAAUCAGGUGAAAUUAAAUCUAAAGUAACGGAACAGAAAUUUGCCGAAGAGGAUACUUAUAUGUUCGACAGCAGGAACUAUUACAUUAAAGGAGUUACGUUCAAUAUAAUUGAGUCACAACAGUUAAGUGUUGGCAUAUCAAAACUGCAAGGACUUACUAACAGUUUGCGGAAGGUUUCAUUAGACUGUGUAGGAAGGAGUCGAGAAUUUGAACGAGCAUUAGCUGCGCAGAUAAUAAUGCUCGCACCGAUGGCACCUCAUUUCGCAUCUGAAUUAUGGUCUGGUUUUUGUUUGGCUCCCAAUCGACUUGUACAUAACGAUGAAAUACAAUGGGACAAAGAUGUGUUGCAACAAAAGUGGCCGGAACUGGAUGCUGCUUAUAAAUUAACACUUUAUGUGUUUGUUAACGGGAAUGAAAUUAUGAAGUUAAAAAUUCCCGGAACUGAAUUAAAUGGCAUGACCAUCGACGAAGCUGCUCGGCUAGUCAUGAAGGAAAAGAAAUUUAACAAACAUUUGUUUGGAAAGCGUAUUAUUAGUCUGUGGCUAGACUUAGACGAAGGGAACGACGCAUCUAUUGCCUUUGUUGUUCAACAGAAAGAGAAAAAAGCAUUGCAGGCGAAUAUGAUAGCAGAUGAAGCUUCGCAGACGUAAAGCAAAAGUCAAGAGUCUCGAUGGUAGUUCCGUAAACUAGACAAUACAGAGAUUUGCCUUAAAAAGGUCUUUGAAAAUAUUGAGGAAAAAUGACUUAUUCGUACAUAUGACUUCCUGGACAGGAGAAAAGUCACAGCAAAU
Messenger RNA from Orussus abietinus, 7629 nucleotides. RefSeq lists its product as uncharacterized. The record is from RefSeq and is a predicted model, not a curated record. Bases 391 to 7488 code for a protein of 2365 amino acids. Gene Ontology annotation, cellular component: myosin complex. The transcript has 27 exons. NCBI's taxonomy places the organism in Eukaryota, Metazoa, Arthropoda, Insecta, Hymenoptera, Orussidae. Gene Ontology annotation, molecular function: leucine-tRNA ligase activity; protein kinase activity; ATP binding. Gene Ontology annotation, biological process: leucyl-tRNA aminoacylation; protein phosphorylation.